This is a messenger RNA of Saccostrea cuccullata (small rock oyster), 1173 nucleotides long. RefSeq lists its product as uncharacterized. The record is from RefSeq and is a predicted model, not a curated record. Lineage: Eukaryota; Metazoa; Mollusca; Bivalvia; Ostreida; Ostreidae. The transcript has 6 exons. The coding region runs from base 1 to 1173 and encodes 390 amino acids.
AUGAACAACAUCAGAAAGCCAUACAUCAGUAGUUGGCAUACACUAUCAGUCAAUGAUUCAAGUCCACUUCCUGUUUCUCAUACUCUUAAUGAAUUACCAGCUAAAGUAGACGUCCAAGUCAAAAUAAUCCAAAGCGGUAAGGAGUACAUAUUUCCAGGACUUGGAUCGGUUCCAAAAGAUGACGACAUACCGACUGAGUAUGGUGGUGUGGCGUAUGCAUACAACUCCUCCCAUGUACUGUUAUUUGUUCCUGUCAUUAAAUCAUUCAAUGGUGGAGGCAUUGGGCGUGUUUUAACUACAGGUAAUACCUCAUACAAUGGCCCCUUUGUUGGAUCCGCUAGCACCUGUAAGGUUCGCAUAAGGGCUUGGAGGCUGUCCGACUGGCCAAAACCUGAUUUUAGUAUUACUGCUGGACUGACGAUUUCUAAAGCACGCCCAUACAAAAAUAUACAGCAUUGCUUGGGGGCGUAUCCAGACUUCGUAACAGUCCAGCUCUUAAUGCCAGGGGGACUGGUUUCAGAGGGUCUAAUUGACUAUGUAUCAUGCUACAGAGACGGGUGGGGGAACUUUCCUGAAAUUGUUGCAGACACUGCUGACGUCACAAUCAGAGCUUGGAUACUCUCGUCACCAGAUAUUGUAAACACAAAUAACUUUGCGUAUGUCAAAGGUGACGAUAUGCCUGGAGCAGGAGUGAUAUCUAUGACAAACGCAAUGGACCUUGACUUUUACAUAGUCAAUGUUGAGGUCAGAGACAAGACAGUCAGGAAAGGGAAAUUAUUUUACGGAGCUGGAUCUGCCAAUAUAGGAUACUCAGGAGAGCCUUAUGGGGGUGUCAUUUUUGGUUACACACAAUCAGAUGUUCUUUUAUGGACACCCAGCACUAGUGUGACUGGGGGGAAUCUUAUCUACAUUGGUGGCUUGUGGGGAAAUGGAACAGAGACUAUGCAGAUCAACAAAGUUCAGAUAACAGUCAGAGUUAUAAAGGCUGGGUUUACAGAAUGCCCAAUGCCUCAAGAUAUUCCGAAUACAAUCAAAAUGAAUAAUGGACUAAUGGCUGGAAAUAAGACUUUAUAUGCUUGUAUACCUGGAUACACCAGUAAUGGAGAUUCAGUUGAGAGUUUGUGCAAUGGAACAUCAUGGUCCAAAACCAGUUUAUCCUGUUUGGGUGUGUAG